Messenger RNA from Budorcas taxicolor (takin), 3498 nucleotides. It is a transcript of the gene ITGAL, whose product is annotated as integrin subunit alpha L. The transcript is spliced from 31 exons. The record is from RefSeq and is a predicted model, not a curated record. Gene Ontology annotation, biological process: integrin-mediated signaling pathway; cell-cell adhesion; cell-matrix adhesion. NCBI's taxonomy places the organism in Eukaryota, Metazoa, Chordata, Mammalia, Artiodactyla, Bovidae. Gene Ontology annotation, molecular function: integrin binding. Gene Ontology annotation, cellular component: external side of plasma membrane; integrin complex. Bases 1 to 3498 code for a protein of 1165 amino acids.
AUGAAUUCCUGCACCAUCGUGAUGAGGUUCCUGCUGUUUGGGCCUUUUGUCUUUGCCCCAGCCUGGAGCUACAACCUGGAUGUGCGACAUGUACAAAACUUCUCCUUCCCACUUGCCGGGAGGCAUUUUGGGUACCGUGUUCUGCAAGUGGGAAACAGGGUUGUUGUGGGAGCUCCAAAUGAAGGGAACCGGAUGGGAAACCUGUAUCAGUGCCAGCCAGAAACUGGAGACUGCCUGCCAGUCACACUGAGUUCCAGCUAUACCUCCAAGUACUUGGGAAUGACCUUGGCAACAGACCCCACAAGUGGCAACCUUUUGGCCUGUGAUCCUGGGCUGUCUCGAACAUGUGACCAGAACAUCUAUCUAAGUGGUCUCUGUUACCUCAUCCACGAGAAUCUGAGGGGUCCCGUGCUACAAGGGCACCCUGGUUAUCAGGAAUGUAUAAAGGGCAACGUAGACUUGGUAUUUCUGUUUGAUGGCUCAAUGAGCUUGCAGCAAGAUGAAUUUGAGAAAAUUGUGGACUUCAUGAAGGAUGUGAUGAAGAAACUCAGCAACUCUUCCUACCAGUUUGCGGCUGUUCAGUUUUCUACAGAUUUCAAAACAGAAUUUACUUUCUUGGAUUACAAUAGACAGAAGGACCCUGACGCUCUGUUGGCUGGAGUCAAACACAUGCGUUUGUUGACCAACACCUUUGGUGCCAUCAACUAUGUUGCGAAAGAAGUGUUCCGGCAAGAGCUGGGAGCCCGCCCAGAUGCCACCAAAGUGCUUAUCAUCAUCACUGAUGGGGAAGCCACCGAUGAACAGAACAUUGAUGCAGCCAAAGACAUCAUCCGCUACAUCAUUGGGAUUGGAAAGAAUUUUAAGACCAAAGAAAGUCAGGAGGCGCUCCAUCAGUUUGCCUCCAAACCCGUGGAGGAGUUUGUAAAGAUCCUGGACACAUUUGAGAAGCUGAAAGAUCUAUUCACCGAGCUGCAAAAAAAGAUCUAUGUCAUUGAGGGCACAAGCAAACAGGACCUGACAUCCUUCAACAUGGAGCUGUCCUCCAGCGGGAUCAGCGCGGACCUCAGCGAGGGCCAUGGCGUUGUGGGGGCCGUUGGAGCCAAGGACUGGGCUGGGGGCUUUCUCGACCUGAAGGCAGACCUGCAGAGCAGCACAUUUGUUGGGAAUGAACAACUGACAGUAGAAUCGAGGGCAGGAUAUUUGGGUUACACGGUGACCUGGCUGCCCUCGCGAGGGACCAUGUCAUUGCUGGCCACUGGAGCCCCCAGAUACCAGCAUGUCGGGCGGGUGCUGCUGUUCCAACAGCCAAAGAGAGGAGGACCCUGGAGCCAGAUCCAGAAAAUAGACGGGAUCCAGGUUGGCUCUUAUUUUGGUGGCGAGUUGUGUGGCGUUGACGUGGACAGAGAUGGGGAGACAGAGCUGUUGCUGAUUGCAGCCCCCCUGUACUAUGGGGAGCAGAGAGGAGGCCGGGUGUUUAUCUACCAGAAAAUACAGCUGGGGUUCCAAAUGGUCUCAGAGCUGCAGGGGGAGACCGGCUACCCCCUUGGACGAUUUGGAGCCGCCAUCGCUGCCCUGACAGACGUCAAUGGGGAUGAGCUGACAGACGUGGCUGUGGGAGCCCCUCUGGAGGAGCAGGGGGCUGUGUACAUCUUCAAUGGGCAGCAAGGUGGGCUGAGCCCCCGGCCCAGUCAGCGGAUAGAAGGGACCCAGAUGUUCUCAGGAAUUCAAUGGUUUGGACGCUCCAUCCAUGGGGUGAAGGACCUCGGCGGGGAUGGCCUGGCAGAUGUGGCUGUGGGGGCUGAGGGCCAGGUGAUUGUGCUCAGCUCCCGGCCUGUGGUAGACAUCAUCACAAGCGUGUCCUUCUCCCCGGCCGAGAUCCCAGUACGUGAAGUCGAGUGCUCCUAUUCCACCAGCAACCAGAAGAAGGAAGGCGUUAACAUCACAGUCUGUUUUCAGGUCAAGUCUCUCAUCUCCACCUUCCAAGGGCACCUGGUUGCCAACCUCACUUACACUCUGCAGCUGGACGGCCAUCGGACCCGAAGCCGAGGGUUGUUCCCAGGAGGGAAACACGAACUCAACGGGAACACAGCUGUCACCUCUGUCAAGUCCUGCUUUAUGUUCUGGUUCCACUUCCCGAUAUGCAUUCAAGAUCUCAUCUCUCCCAUCAACGUCUCCCUAAGUUACUCUCUCUGGGAGGAAGAAGGGACACCGAGGGACCCAAGGGCGCAGGGCAGGGACAUCCCGCCCAUCCUGAAACCCUCACCACACUUGGAGACCAAGGAGAUUCCUUUUGAGAAGAACUGCGGAGAGGACAAGACUUGUGAGGCAGACCUGAAGCUGGCCUUCUCCGACAUGAGAUCCAAAAUCCUGCAUCUGACCCCCUCCGCCAGCCUCUCUGUGAGGCUGACACUGAGGAACACAGCAGAAGAUGCUUAUUGGGUCCAGGUCACCCUGAGCUUCCCCCAGGGACUCUCAUUCCGCAAAGUGGAGGCGCUCAAGCCCCACAGCCAUGUACCUGUGGGCUGCGAGGAGCUUCCUGAGGAGGCCAUACUGCAGAGCAGGGCCCUCUCCUGCAACGUGAGCUCUCCCAUCUUCGGAGCAGACAGCAUGGUUGAUAUCCAGGUGAUGUUUAAUACGCUGCAGAAAGGCUCCUGGGGGGAUUUGAUCAAGCUGCACGCCAAUGUGAGCUGCGACAAUGAGAACUCAAGCCUCCUGGAGGACAACUCGGCCACCGCCAGCAUCCCUGUCAUGUACCCCAUCAACAUCCUCACCAAGGACCAGGAAAACUCCACGCUGUAUAUCAGUUUCACCCCCAAGAGUCCCAAGAUCCACCAUGUCAAGCACAUCUACCAGGUGAGGAUCCAGCCUUCUAACUAUGACAACGUGCCCCCACUGGAGGCCUUGGUUAGGGUACCACGGGUGCACAGCGAGGGGCUCAUCACCCACAGGUGGAGCAUACAGAUGGAGCCUCCAGUCAACUGCAGCCCCAGAAAUCUGGAGAGUCCAUCUGAUGUGGCUGAGCCUUGCUCGUUUGGAACUGAGUUCCGCUGCCCAAUCGACUUCAGGCAGGAGAUCCUUGUCCAAGUGAACGGGACGGUGGAGUUGAGGGGGACGAUCAAGGCCUCCUCCAUGUUGAGCCUUUGUAGCUCCCUCUCCAUCUCCUUCAACAGCAGCAAGCACUUUCACCUCUAUGGCAGCAACGCCUCCAUGGCCCAGGUCGUCAUGAAGGUUGACCUUGUAUAUGAGAAAGAGAUGCUCUAUCUCUACGUGCUGAGUGGAAUCGGGGGGCUGUUAUUGCUGCUUCUGAUUUUCAUAGCUCUGUACAAGGUUGGUUUCUUCAAACGGAACCUGAAGGAGAAGAUGGAGGCGAAUGUAGAUGCUUCCGGUGAAAUCCCUGGAGAAGAUGCUGGGCAGCCGGAGUUAGAGAAAGAGUUCAAGGACCCAGGCUGCCUGGAGCCCCUCCAGAAGAAGGAUGAGGAUGGAAGUGGUGGAGAUUGA